UAUUCCCUUGUAGGGUCGGUAGGGAGCAGUAAGUGUUCUUCCCUCCCCGCACUGCUUCAUGUGAUACUGGUUUGUCACAGUCUAUGAGUGGUUGUCAGGGACUGGCAAGCUGGUGCACUCUUUGGGGGGAUAGUUCUUUACUUGUUAACAUGUCUAUGUACCGAAAUGCCAUCUGGUUUUUGAAUGGAAUCCACCAAUAUACGAGGAAGGGCUAUGAGGCAGCAUCUAAAGACUUUGAGCCCCAGGACCUGGAUGUGUCCGUUGUGGGAAGGUCUUUUAUGGUCACCGGAGCCAACAGCGGAAUCGGCAGAGCAACAGCCAUGGCAAUAGCCAAGAAAGGUGGGACGGUCCAUAUGGUGUGUAGGAACAAAGAUAAAGCAGAAGAGGUCAGGGAGGACAUUGUCGAUCGGUCUGGGAAUACGGAGGUAUACAUCCAUAUUGUGGACAUGUCAGAGACACGCAAAGUCUGGCAGUUUGCAGAGGCCUUUAAAAAGCAGUAUCCAUCCUUGAAUGUGUUGAUAAAUAAUGCAGGGUGUAUGGUGCACAAGAGAGAGCUAAACGCCGAGGGACUGGAGAAGAACUUUGCCACCAACACUAUGGGGGUGUAUAUACUCACCCAGACUCUUAUACCACUAAUACAGAAGAGCCGGGAUCCAAGAGUGAUCACUGUGUCCUCAGGAGGCAUGCUGGUCCAGAAACUCAGAGUUGAUGACUUGCAGUCAGAGAAGGGCUACUUUGAUGGCGUCAUGGUCUACGCCCAGAACAAGAGACAGCAGGUGGUGCUGACACAACAGUGGGCCAAAGCCAACCCUGUUAUUCACUUCUCUGUGAUGCAUCCAGGCUGGGUAGAUACACCAGCUGUUUCCACAUCAAUGCCUCAGUUUCACCAGAUGAUGGGGGAGAGACUGCGCAGUGUAGAGCAAGGAGCCGACACCGUUGUAUGGUUGGCUUUGUCUCGAGCUGCUGCCAGAACAUGCAGCGGGCAGUUCUUUCAAGAUCGUAAGCCCGUUCCUGUUCACCUGCCUCUGGCCUGGACUCACAGCUCUAUGCAAGAGAUUCAGAGUUUCAUGACUCAGCUGGAGACUCUGGCCCGAGUUGUUCAGUCACAACCAGAUCCAGAGCUUAACAGUCUCCUGAGCCCCUCCACACCUCAGUUUGUCUAAAUUCUUAAUUGUCUGAUGUACCUGUUAUACCAUAUGUCAUUAAAUUAUUAGUAACAAUCAGACCAAAUGUUACUAAUACUGGAAAAAUGUGACACAGUUGUCAUAUUUUGUCUGAACCUCUGCUGUUAGGACGGUUCAUAACUCAGUGUCAGCGAUGUCAACGUAUGUUAACUGGUCUGUUUUUGCACUGAAAUUUUGAUUUAAUAAAUCAUUGAAUUUA
This is a messenger RNA of Lates calcarifer (barramundi perch), 1383 nucleotides long. RefSeq names its product dehydrogenase/reductase SDR family member 12. The transcript is spliced from 10 exons. The record is from RefSeq and is a predicted model, not a curated record. NCBI's taxonomy places the organism in Eukaryota, Metazoa, Chordata, Actinopteri, Centropomidae. The coding region runs from base 84 to 1163 and encodes 359 amino acids.